Messenger RNA from Hydra vulgaris (swiftwater hydra), 1885 nucleotides. Its product is annotated as N-acetyltransferase ESCO2. Gene Ontology annotation, biological process: mitotic sister chromatid cohesion. The record is from RefSeq and is a predicted model, not a curated record. Lineage: Eukaryota; Metazoa; Cnidaria; Hydrozoa; Anthoathecata; Hydridae. Gene Ontology annotation, molecular function: protein-lysine-acetyltransferase activity. Gene Ontology annotation, cellular component: chromatin; nucleus.
AGAAAAAGUGUUACUAAUUGAUAAAAGAUUGAAUAAAGUUUUCUUUUUUUAAUAACAUUUUGUAUGCAUCUAUGCUUAGAAUCACAACUAUCUUUGGUAUAAUGUUAUUUACUCAAUUUUAAACUAUAAAAUUAAAUUACACAGCAGAAUGAAGUAAAUUGGGAAGUAUCCAUGGAGCUGAAAUUAUUGAAACAUGAUAAAAAUAGUAUGAAAGCUAGACCCCCAAACUUAUUUUAUGGAAGUAAAAAGCCCAGAUUAAUUAAAUACUUUGAUCCUAUUCAGAAGUAUGAUGAAAACAGUAGUCUUUUUACAAGGCCUGAAUUACAAACUUUAACAGAAAAUCUACCAGUUUCUGAGUAUGUCUCUGACAAAAGUUCCAAAACAGAAAAAUAUCCAGAAAAAGAGUGUUGUAUUUGUCCUACAUUGGCUAACAUUCAUGAAACUAUUGAUAUAUCUUCACCUGUCAGAAAAUCUUCUUCUCACUCUUUAAGUACUAAGGAUUCAGAUUCUGAAAAAACUUUAGUUGUAGUUAAUGAAAGCAAUAUUGCUGUUGUAUCUUUAUCACCUAUAGCAAAUAAUUUAAAUUGUGAUAAAAGCCUGUAUUCAAAAAAAACAUCUAUCUAUUGUAAUAACAACUUUAAAAAUGAGGAAUCAAACUCAUUGUCUUCAAGCAAAUUAAAAUCCAAACAAAGAACAAUAUCCAGUUAUUUUAAUCAAUCUUCAGCUCCAGCUAAAGAAAUUAGUCAAUCAUCACCUAAUUCUCAUUCCAAUAACAAAAAUCUUGAUUAUUCAGCUAAAUUAUUCCACCAAGUUCUACUUAAACCUUGCAAAACUGAAAACACUCAAAUUACCUUCACGCCAUUUGACCUACAGCUAUCACCUGGAGAAAAGCGUAAAAGUUUAUCUAAAAAGCUUACUCUAAAGAAAUGUACAACUAAUAAUUCUGGAAAAGAACAAACUUACAUAGAUUUGGGUCAAAAAAAUUUUGGGCAUGUUACUUGCACAAUUUGUGGCAUGGUUUAUACAAAAUCACAAGUGGAUGAUGAAACUCAACAUGCAAAAUAUCACGAGAAGCUUGUGCAAAAGCUAAAAUUUCCAGGUUGGAAAAAUGAACGAGUGGUGCAAGAAUUUUACGAUGGGCGUAUCAUAUUGGUUAAGAGCAGUGACAAUCACUUACAUCAAAAAAAGCUGUUGGACAUAAAAGAUAUUGUAGACACAGAACUUGGUUUUACUAAAAAUCAAAAUACAAACUCAUCUGACCAACAGGUUUAUUUGUUCAUAUCUGCAAAGAAGAUUGUUGGCUAUGCUGUGGCUUUACCAAUUAGUAAAGCUUUUCCAAUUAUUCUCACAACCGAAAUUUCAAAUCCUGAAAGUGCUUGUGGAGCUCCGACGACCUCGUGGUGUUGCAGUAUAGAGCCGGUACCAGCUGUUUGCGGUAUUAGUCGUAUAUGGGUGUUUUCACAGAAUCGGCGCCAAAAUAUUGCAACCAGAAUUGUUGAUUGUAUAAGGCAUAAUUUUUUGUACGGCUGUGUCAUCAGUAAAAACAAGAUUGCCUUUUCAGAUCCUACACCCGAUGGUCGCAUUUUUGCUGAGAAGUACAUUGAAGAUCCUCGAAUAUUAGUUUUUAGGUGAAAUUUUGCUUUAAGAGAAUUUUUUUAGAGCACUAAAUUUUUUUUUUGGUGUUCGAAAAGCACAAAUUUUAGUUGGUAUUUUAAAUGCUAACAAUUUUAGGUAAAGUUUUAAAUCCUAACGAGUUUGGCAGAACUUUUUUCAAUUUGAAUUCUUUAAUACAAAUUUUUAUUAAUUUACAACAAAAUCACUUUUCUUAAAACCGAUUAAAACUUUUUGUACUGUUUGUGUUAUAAGAAAUUAUUUAUUAUUAUUA